Messenger RNA from Gavialis gangeticus (Gharial), 1177 nucleotides. RefSeq names its product SLAM family member 9-like. Gene Ontology annotation, biological process: T cell activation. Lineage: Eukaryota; Metazoa; Chordata; Crocodylia; Gavialidae. The transcript has 5 exons. The record is from RefSeq and is a predicted model, not a curated record. Gene Ontology annotation, cellular component: external side of plasma membrane. Bases 1 to 720 code for a protein of 239 amino acids.
AUGUGGCCAACACCUUCCUAUGGCCUCUUGUGUGUUUCUCCAGCUCUGGGCUGUGCCGUAGUGGUCUCACUCACUGAGAUCACUGUGCUCCAGGGCAAGGAGGCCACAUUCCCCCUGGAGGUGACAGACAUCUCCACAUUCGACUACCUCAUCUGGACUCUGCACGGCAAGGCAGUGGUCCUCAAGGAGCGUGGAAAGCCCACCCUCACGCUGCUGCCAGCAUUGGUAGGCAGAGUGACCCUUCAGGAGUCCAGCGGCAGCUUGCAGAUCCGUAACGUGUCACUGGCGGACAGUGGCCUGUACCUGGCAGCCACGCAGAAGGGGUCAGAGCGCCGGCUGAUCCGACAGUAUUGCCUGCUUGUCUUUGACAUCAUAAGCAAUAUAGUCGCCUGGCCCAACGGGAGCUGCAGCUUGGAGCUGACCUGCCAUGUGGCACGAAGCCAGGACCGCAACAUUACCUACAGUUGGAAACGUGAAAACGUGAAUGGAAAUCCCUCCACCCAGGGUCCCAAACUCUCCCUCUACCUGGGCCCCUCGGACAAAAGCCUAUCCUACAGUUGCAUGGCACAGGACACCAGCAACUCCAGCUCCCUCAGCAUCAAACCCUACCAGUUCUGCCGCAGCAGCGUAGAGGCAACAGCAGCCCACUUCAUGUCCAGCACGAUGCUCUCCUGCCUGCUGAAGGCCUUUGCCCUGGCAAUGGUGGUGGCCCUGCAAUGACUGUGCCCCACUACAAACACCAGGAGGGAGCUGCACCAGGAGGGAUGGAUGGAUGGACCGGGAGGAAGGUCCCAGCCCAGCUGCUGCUUGGUUCAGCUCAUGUCUCGUCCUGGCAUCAUCUUGGCUGAAUGCGCCUCUGUCCUGCAGGGCUGCUGCUGCUUUGGGAAGCCUCUGUGUCCAUACUCCCACCUCCCAUGGGAGCCUCCCCUCUAUCCCAUUGGGGCUUAACCCAGUUACACCCACAGGGGUGCAGACCCCUGACCCAGACUCAAAAUGCAUUGCCCAACUUCUUCCUCUGUAUAAAACCCAUGACCCUGUCCUCUCCCGCUACCCUACAUGGGGGUAACCCUGCCCUUUCCCUUGCAUAGAUACAGGACCUCACCCAGAGCUCCCUUAACACCAGCUUUGCAUCUCCUCAUGCCUACAACUCUCUCAAUAAACCAGGGGUGGCAUUUGA